Siniperca chuatsi (mandarin fish) is the source of this 2676-nucleotide messenger RNA. RefSeq names its product zinc finger protein OZF-like. Gene Ontology annotation, molecular function: DNA-binding transcription repressor activity, RNA polymerase II-specific; RNA polymerase II cis-regulatory region sequence-specific DNA binding; DNA-binding transcription activator activity, RNA polymerase II-specific. Gene Ontology annotation, biological process: regulation of transcription by RNA polymerase II. Gene Ontology annotation, cellular component: nucleus. The transcript has 2 exons. NCBI's taxonomy places the organism in Eukaryota, Metazoa, Chordata, Actinopteri, Centrarchiformes, Sinipercidae. The record is from RefSeq and is a predicted model, not a curated record. Bases 733 to 2346 code for a protein of 537 amino acids.
CACGGAGGUUACCGCAAAUGUGCCUGUACAAAAUUACUCGUGAUGUCAAUGACUGAUCAUAAAACAAUCUUACUCACACUCAAGAUAACAAGAUGGUUUAUAAUCAUUGUAACUUUCUUUGACUUACAGGACCUAUUUUGCGCAUGUGCAGAACGUCUUACAUCCAUUCCCUGAGAGCGGAGCCUGCACCGGAAGCGACUCCACAAAGGAGCCCUGCCGGUCAUGGUUUGUGCCCGGCUCCUUCUUUUAAAGUUUUUUUUUCCGUGAGUCCUGCUCUUUCCGUUCCGUUUAUCACAUACAACCGAAGUGAACCACGAGAGCCUGCAUCUAUGGAUGCAUGUGUUGAAGUGGACUUUGUGCAAACUUUCGGGAUGUUUCCCCUCAGACUCGUCUCCUGUUAGCCAAGAAUGCUAAAUGAAGUUAGCGUAGCUUGCUAGCUGGAAAUAGACGGAGAUGGAACUCGGUCACACACUAACUUCCGAGUCCAAACUGUAUUUUUCAUGGACCUAAAAUGUCCAGAUGAACCCGUCUGAAUAGACUAUGUGCUGUCCCCUUUAUUUCAAAAUGUUUUACGUCUGAAUUAUGUCCUGGAGUCCUAAGAAGCUAAUGAAGUUAGCGUAGCUUGCUAGCUGGAAAUAGACGGACGCGAACGUAACCUAGCAACACAGCGCACGUCAGAGGGACCAAACUGUUUCUAACGGAGUGAGUCUGGAGGAAAAGUUGCUGUAAAAAAUGUCUAAAGUCCAAAUGCUGAGAGCUUUUGUCAACCAGCGACUAAGUGCGGCUGCUGAGGAGAUAUUUGGGCUGUUUGAAAGGACGAUAGCAGAGCACGAGGAGGAGCUUUGUCGUUCAAAAGAGGAGAACGAGCGACAGCGGAAACUGCUGGACGCUGUUUUCCAGCCUGAAGUCCGGUUACACAGAGCAGGCGUCCAGCGGCUGUCGGUGAGUACAGAAGAGGUUCAGGAGUGGAGCCCCAGUCUGGACCAGGACCCAGAGCCGCCACACAUUAAAGAGGAGCAGGAGGAGCUCUGGACCAGUCAGGAGGGAGAGCAGCUCCGAGGGCUGGAGGAGGCCGAUAUCACCGAGUUCCCAUUCGCUCCUGUGAAGAGUGAAGAAGAUGAUGAUGAUGAAGAGAAACCUCAGUCCUCGCAGCUUCAUCAAAGCCAAACUGAAGAGAACAGAGAUGCAGAGCAUUUGAAACCAGAAGCUGAUGGAGAGGACUGUGGAGGACCAGAACCAGCCAGGAACUUUAAUCCAGAUAAUCAUUUACAACCAGCUCCUCGAGACAAGACUUCACACUCCUCUGAACCCGAGACUGACGACAGUUGUGAUUGGGAGGAGACCAGGGAACCUCAGUCAGGUUUAAACCCAGAACCUGUGAGUGAUCAGGACUGUAAUACUGGAAAAACAUCAGUUAGCUCCUCUGAAUGUGCUACAAGCUUUGGCCACAAGGAACAUCUGCAGAAACACCAUGGAAUCCAAACAGCAGUGAAACCAUUUAGCUGCUCAGUUUGUGGUAAACGAUACCUUCAUAAGAUCUCUUUAAUGACUCAUAUGAGACUUCAUUCAGAAGGAAAACGUUACAGCUGCUCAGUUUGUAAAAAAACUUUUCAAUGGAGAAGAGAUGUUGUGAGGCACAUGAGAAUCCACACAGGGGAGAAACCCUUUAGUUGCUCCAUCUGUGGUACAGCAUUCACACGAAACUCAACUUUGACCGCACACUUAAGAGUUCAUACGGGAGAAAAACCUUUCAGCUGCUCAGUUUGUAAUGCAAGUUUCAGUGCCAGAAGCAAUUUGUUCACACACAUGGAAAUCCAUACCGGGGAGAAACCCUUUAGUUGUUCAGUUUGUGGUAAAAAAUACACCCGGAAGAACGCCUUAACGACUCACAUGAGACUUCAUUCAGAAGAAGAAAAGCGUUUCAGCUGCUCAAUUUGUAACAAAACUUUUCAAUGGAGAAGAGAUGUUGUGACACACAUGAGAAUCCACACAGGGGAGAAACCCUUUAGUUGCUCCGUCUGUGGUACAAGAUUCGCACGAAGUUCAACUUUGACCACACACUUAAGAGUUCAUACAGGAGAAAAACCUUUCAGCUGCUCAGUUUGUAAAGCAAGUUUCAGUGCCAGAAGCUCUUUGUUCAAACACACGAGAAUCCACACAGGGGAGAAACCAUUUAGGUGUUCAGUUUGUGGUAAAAGAUUUGCACAAAAGGAACAUUUGAGACGACACUUGACUGUCCACACAGGGGAGAAACCAUUUAGUUGUAGCGUUUGUGAUAAAAGAUUCACUAAGCUCGCUUAUAUCAAAAAUCACAAGUGUGUUGGUGAGAGCAGCAGAAAUAAAUGAAGCUGCUUGUUGAGACAUUUUUUUCCAGCAGGAUUGAAGUACUGAGGGCAGGACUUGGCUCAACGCUGAUCAGCUAAAAACUGUGACAGACUCCAAAAGAAGUUCUGCUUCAUCUUAUCAGAGAAGCCAUGUGACCAUUUUAAUUCUGUUUUUAUUCGAGUCUACGUUAUUUCGUUGUUUCCGGGCAAAGUGCUUUUUGUUAUGACAUGUAUUCAUUGAUUUUAAAAUGUAUUUAAAUUUUCUAAAAGUAUUUUAUGUCACCUAUACAGCAACUAUGGUCAACAUUUGGUGUUUUAAAAUGUGAUUUAUAAAUUAAAUGUCUUGACUUAA